Lepus europaeus (European hare) is the source of this 2091-nucleotide messenger RNA. RefSeq names its product zinc finger and BTB domain containing 3 (gene ZBTB3). Gene Ontology annotation, molecular function: protein binding; RNA polymerase II cis-regulatory region sequence-specific DNA binding; DNA-binding transcription factor activity, RNA polymerase II-specific. NCBI's taxonomy places the organism in Eukaryota, Metazoa, Chordata, Mammalia, Lagomorpha, Leporidae. Gene Ontology annotation, cellular component: nucleus. Bases 246 to 1850 code for a protein of 534 amino acids. Gene Ontology annotation, biological process: regulation of transcription by RNA polymerase II. The transcript has 2 exons. The record is from RefSeq and is a predicted model, not a curated record.
GCUCGCCUGGUGGCUGCUGGGUGGUGGGUGAGGGAUCAGCUUUCUCUGCUAGUUCCCACCCUGGCAGUCUUUAGCCCCUGGAAUGCGAGAAGGAGAAGCUCAGGGACUUCCAGAAGUGGGGCGUAGAGGCAUCGCCCGGGAAGGCCUGGGAGCAAAAGAGACUGCUAGUUGGAGGAACCGCUGGAAGCUACCGGGGAGCAACUGGUGGGGACCUUUCUUGGGCCUCCUUCCCUCCGUGGGAUGCUAUGGAGUUCCCAGAACACAGUCAGCAGCUGCUGCAGAGCCUCCGGGAGCAGCAGUCCCAGGGUUUCCUUUGUGACUGCACCGUGAUGGUGGGUAGCACCCAGUUCUUAGCCCAUCGGGCUGUGCUGGCCUCGUGCAGCCCAUUCUUCCAGCUUUUCUACAAGGAGCGGGAACUGGACAAGAAGGAUCUGGUGUGUAUUCACAACGAGAUUGUCACAGCCCCUGCUUUCGGGUUGCUUCUGGAUUUUAUGUAUGCUGGCCAGCUGGCCCUCAGGGGGGAUACCCCGCUGGAGGACGUGCUAGCUGCUGCCAGCUAUUUGCAUAUGAAUGACAUUGUUAAGGUGUGCAAGCAGCGGCUGCAGGCCCGGGCCCUGACGGAAGCAGACAGUACCAAGAAGGAGGAGGAGACCAACUCACAGCCCCCCAGUUUGGAGUUUUUGUCCAGCACUUCCCGUGGCCCCCAGCCUUCCCUGGCAUCUGCUGAGACAUCGGGCCACUGGGGCAAAGAGGAAUGGAAAGGCCCAGCCGUCCCCUCGCCUAACGUCCGCCCUCCAGAUGAGCCACCGAUGCUUGGUGGGGCUGAUACCACGCAGCCCGGCAUGGAGGUUGACUCACCACAUCUCCGGGCACCUCCCGCACCAGUGGCUGAUCUCUCUCUUGCCAGCCCCAGUAGCUCAACGGAGACAAUUCCUGCAAACUACUUCUCUUCUGGUCUCCCAGCUGUUUCCGUGGAGUCCCUGACACCUCUUGACGUGGGCCCUGAGAGUCUGAGGGUGGUGGAACCGAGGGAGACUGGAGGACCAUUGCAAGGCUUCUAUCCCCCAGCUCCGGCCCCGGCCCCGGCUCCGGCUCCGGCUCCGGCUCCGGCCCCGGCCCCAGCCCCAGGCCCGAUCUCAGCCCCAAUUCCGGCCCAGGCUCCAGCCCCAGCUGAAGCUGAGCUGGUCCAGGUGAAAGUGGAAGCUAUUGUGAUCUCCGAUGAGGAGACGGAUGUUUCGGAUGGACAGCCCCAGGAUCCUGAAGGACUGUUUCCACCUGGAGGAGCUGUUUAUGGUGGACAACCCUCCCAGCCAGAGGCUUUUGAGGAGCCAGGGGCAGCAGGACUGGCAGAGGUGGGGCCGAGUGACCACUUCCUGCCUCCUGACCCUCAUCUGCCGUACCAUCUGCUGCCAGGCCCGGGGCAGUAUCAUCGAGGACUGGUGACCUCUCCCCUGCCUGCACCCCCAGCCCUGCACGAGCCACUUUACCCGCCUUCUGAGUACGAAGCAACCCCAGGAAGCUUUGGCGUUUUUACUGAAGAUGUUCCCACCUGCAAGACGUGUGGGAAGACCUUCUCGUGCUCUUACACACUGCGGCGACACGCCACCGUGCACACCCGAGAGCGACCCUACGAGUGCCGCUACUGCCUGCGCAGCUACACGCAGUCAGGGGACCUCUACCGCCACAUCCGCAAGGCUCACAAUGAGGACCUGGCCAAGCGCAGUAAGCCGGACCCGGAGGCUGGCUGCAUUCUAGGCGUCCAGCCCCUCCCGGGCUCCCCGACAGCAGACAGGCAGAGCAGCAGUGGUGGAGGGCCACCCAAAGAGUUUGUACUUGGCCCCAAAAACUGACGUUUGGGGGUGCGUGAACUGAUGCCAGCCUGCACUUGCUGCCCUUACGUGGCAUCUCUCUGGCUGAGUGACGGCGUGCCAGUACUGCCAGGUUGAAAGUUCCUACCUUUUCUUUGCUCAGCCAGCUACGCAGGACAUUAUGGGGCAGAGUGUAUCAUUCCGCUCUCUCCACGUGCACGGGGAAUUCCUUGAGGUGUGAUUGCUUCUCAACUCUAUGUUUUGAAAUACAAAGCUAGCAGUG